Messenger RNA from Acanthosepion pharaonis, 894 nucleotides. Lineage: Eukaryota; Metazoa; Mollusca; Cephalopoda; Sepiida; Sepiidae. The record is from the annotation of a GenBank genome assembly.
AUGCAAUAUUUUUUUCUUUCUUUACAAUUUAUCCUUUUUAUAAUUACCUUUUUUUCCUUCCUUAUCUUUUCUGAUUUCUCUUAUGUAAAUUCUUUUUCUUUUUUUUUCUUUCUAUACGAUCUUUUUCGUUUUCUAUUCUCUUCCCGCUUUACUGCGAUUGUAACUUCCGAUUCGUUUUGUCUUGAUCGUAGUGGCCAGGCGUCUCUCCCUCUUUAUCCCCUUCUUUUUUUUUAUCUCUUAUUCUUCUGUUUUCUCAAUUCCAUUCCUGUUUUGCUCUUCAAUAUUCUUUUUUCUGUCUUUAUCAUUGCCAUCUUUCCCGUUAUUUUUGCUCUUCUCUAUUCUUUUUCUGUCUUUCAUCCAUUGUUUCCGAAUUUAGUUCCUUUCUUUCCCUAUUUUGUUCCUUUCUUUCUUUCUCUAUUUUGUUCCUUUCUUUCUUUCUCUAUUUUGUUCCUUUCUUUCUUUCUUUCCCUAUUUUGUUCCUUUCUUUCUUUCUUUCUUUCUUUCUUUCCAUCUUUCUUUCUUUUCUUGCCUUAUUUCUUUCUUUCAUUUUAUAUUUUUCUAAUUUUAUUUUCCUUCCUUCAUUUAUAUUAUUAUAUUUUCUUUCCUUGCUUCCUUCUUUGGUUCUUUUUUUUUUCAUUUGUCUUUCUUUUGUUUAUAUCAUUCUCUUCUAUUUUUAAUUCUUUGUUUUUAUCCUUUAAUUAUUGUGAUAUACAUUACUCCAUCGUUAGCUUUCAUAUUAUUUCCUUUUGUUUUUUAACCUGUAUUUCCUCUUUUAUAUCAUUUUCUUUCUUUCUUUCCUAUUUUUCGAGACUUCGUUCUUUUAUUCCUUCGUUCUUUCCUUCUACCAUUUCUUCCUCUGGAAAGACGCUUCGUAAAUACUUACCGUUAUAUUAA